Molecule: messenger RNA, 2352 nt
Organism: Pochonia chlamydosporia 170
Lineage: Eukaryota; Fungi; Ascomycota; Sordariomycetes; Hypocreales; Clavicipitaceae
Product: phosphoribosylformylglycinamidine cyclo-ligase
Exons: 1
Coding region: 1-2352 (783 amino acids)
Biological process (GO): adenine biosynthetic process; 'de novo' IMP biosynthetic process
Cellular component (GO): cytosol
Molecular function (GO): phosphoribosylamine-glycine ligase activity; phosphoribosylformylglycinamidine cyclo-ligase activity; metal ion binding
Source: RefSeq, a predicted model, not a curated record
AUGUCCAACCUUCGAAUUCUUCUUAUUGGAAAUGGUGGCCGCGAGCAUGCUCUGGCGUGGAAAUUAAGCCAGUCUGCCCGCGUCGAGUCCAUAUUUGCGGUCCCAGGCAACGGCGGCACCGCAAGCUGCCCAAAGACAACGAACAUCACAUCGGUCUCUGCAGAUGAUUUCCCAAGCCUUGUCGCUUUUGCACAAUCAAACGGAGUUAAUUUAGUGGUUCCUGGACCCGAAGCGCCUCUAGUAGACGGCGUGGAAGGUUUCUUUAAGAAUGCUGGAAUUCCUUGCUUUGGACCCUCCAAGGAUGCGGCACGUUUGGAGGGAAGCAAGACGUACUCGAAAGACUUCAUGAAGAAAUACAAUAUCCCCACCGCCGCUUAUGAGAACUUUUCAGACUAUCAGAAAGCCGUCAAUUACAUUGACAGCGUCACUCAUGAUGUUGUGAUCAAAGCCACUGGACUGGCAGCUGGCAAAGGAGUCAUUUUGCCGCAAUCGAAGCAAGAAGCCAAGGAUGCCCUUAGACAAAUCAUGGUUGAUAAGGCGUUUGGCUCUGCUGGAGACGAGGUUGUUAUCGAGGAACUUUUGGUUGGCGACGAGCUAAGCGUUCUCACCUUUUGCGACGGUUACAGCAUCCGGUCAUUGCCCUUAGCCCAGGAUCACAAACGUAUCUUUGAUGGCGACCAGGGCCCUAAUACUGGAGGAAUGGGCUGCUACGCUCCGACCAACAUUGCCACAAAGGAGCUGACUGAGCGAAUUGAUAGAGAGAUCCUCGAACCCACCAUCUUGGGCAUGCGAAGGGAGAAGCAGCCCUUCCGUGGAGUUUUGUUCACAGGCCUGAUGAUCACUAACGCGGGGCCGAAAGUCCUGGAAUACAAUGUACGAUUUGGCGACCCGGAGACCCAAACUGUUUUGCCCCUACUCUCUGUCGACACAGACCUGGCAGAGAUUAUGCUUGCUUGCGCCGAGGGCUACCUCGACAACUGCCACCUCAAGGUUGAGCAUAAGUUCAGUGCAACAGUCGUUGUUGCUGCUGGAGGUUAUCCAGGGUCUUAUGCCAAAGGCACUGCUAUGACUGUUCUUGAGCCUCCCCAAGGCAGCACCAUUUUCCAUGCGGGAACCAAGCUGGACGGAGACCAGUUGAGGUCUUCUGGCGGCCGCGUGAUUGCCAUCAACUCUGUAGGCGAAUCCCUCAGAGCUGCAGUGGACGCUUCGUAUGCCGCGCUUUCAGCAGGAGUGAUUAGCUUUGAAGCUAUGUUCUUUCGAAAGGAUAUUGCCCAUCGCGCAUUCCGAGCACCCGCCAAGGAAGCUAUGACUUAUGCACAGGCAGGCGUCGAUAUCCAAGCUGGUAAUGACUUUGUCGAGAAAAUCAAGAAGGCUGUUGCAAGCACUAAGCGUCCAGGAGCUGAUGCGGAAAUCGGCGGAUUCGGCGGCGAGAUUGAUCUCUCACAAUGUGGCUAUCCGAACGCCCCAGUCCUUGUUGGUGCCAUCGACGGCGUGGGCACCAAACUUAUGAUUGCCCAGGCAAUGAAGAAGCACGAUACUGUGGGUAUUGAUCUCGUUGCCAUGAAUGUAAACGACUUGAUCGUGCAAGGAGCGACGCCACUGAUGUUCCUGGACUACUACGGCUGCAGUAAACUUGACUUGCCAUCAGCUGCUGCUUUUGUCGAAGGCGUGGCAAAUGGCUGCCGUCAAGCCGGCUGUGCUUUGGUUGGUGGUGAGACUGCUGAAAUGCCUGGCAUGUAUCAGGGCGAAGAUUAUGAUGCCGCUGGGUGCGCAGUCGGUGCCGUCACCUCUGACUGCCGACUCCCCCAGACCACUGCUAUGGUGGAAGGGGACGUUCUCCUUGGCCUAGGGUCCGUCGGAGUCCAUUCGAAUGGCUUUUCCCUUGUGAGACGGAUUAUACAAAGCGCUGGCUUGGCAUAUGAAUCACAAGCCCCUUGGGAUGCCUCCACCACUGUUGGCGAAUCGCUCUUGACACCGACACGCAUCUACGUCAAGAGCCUUUUACCAGUCUUGGGUGAUAUCAAGGGUCUUGCACACAUUACUGGCGGCGGUCUCAUUGAGAAUGUUCCUCGCAUGCUGCCUGAUACUCUCACAGCCGAGAUCAUGUACGGAUCGUGGGAGAUCCUGCCAGUAUUCAAGUGGCUCAAACAGGCUGGAAACGUUGAGCCCAUCGAAAUGUGUCGGACAUUCAACUCGGGUAUUGGCAUGGUCAUUGCUGUAGAUGCAGGCAAGGCCGACGCAGUGGCUCAAUCCCUCGGCGCUUUCGAGAAGGUCUCCAAGAUUGGACGGCUGGUCCGUCGUAACCAGGGUCAGCAUGGUUGUGAAGUAAAAAAUCUCGAAUUAUGGGCAUAA